Molecule: messenger RNA, 6719 nt
Organism: Phalacrocorax carbo (great cormorant)
Lineage: Eukaryota; Metazoa; Chordata; Aves; Suliformes; Phalacrocoracidae
Source: RefSeq, a predicted model, not a curated record
CCGGAGCGCAGCCCGCGGGAGGAGGCAGAGCCGGGCCGGGCCGGGCGCGGCCAGCCCAGCCGGGAGGCGAGGGCUUCGCUGCCGCACCGCGGAGCGGCGGGAAGAAGCCCCGUCGCGGCGGUCGAGAGGGAGCCGGUGAGGCGGAGCCCGGUCAGCCCUCCCCGGUCAGCCGGCGCCGCAUCGGAGGGGGCUGCCGGCGCCCUUCACCCCGGGGAGCCGCUGCCCCGGCGUUGCCGCCCGCCGCGGCGGGUCCGUGGCGGGUCCGUGGCGGGGGGGAGCCCCGCCGCCAGGGCCGCGGCGAUGAUGUCGGGACAGUCGAUCACCGACCGCAUCACGGCGGCGCAGCACAGUGUCACCGGCUCGGCCGUCGCCAAAGCCGUCUGCAAGGCGACGACCCACGAGGUGAUGGGCCCCAAGAAGAAGCACCUGGACUAUCUAAUACAGUGCACAAAUGAAAUGAAUGUGAAUAUUCCGCAGUUGGCAGACACACUCUUUGAGAGAACUGCAAACAGUAGCUGGGUUGUAGUGUUCAAAGCUCUAAUUACAACACACCACCUCAUGAUGUAUGGAAACGAGCGCUUUAUCCAGUAUCUUGCAUCCCGAAACACUUUGUUCAAUUUAAAUAACUACCUGGACAAAAGUGCCAUGCAGGGUUAUGAUAUGUCUACCUUCAUUAGGCGAUAUAGCAGAUACUUGAAUGAAAAAGCACUUUCAUAUAGACUUGUAGCAGUUGACUUCACCAAAAUGAAGAGAGGGAUAGAUGGAGUGAUGAGAACCAUGAAUGCUGAAAAGCUGCUGAAAACCCUUCCAAUCAUACAGAACCAGCUUGACACACUCCUUGAUUUUGAUGCAAAUCCAAAUGAACUAACAAAUGGUGUUAUAAAUGCUGCCUUCAUGCUCCUCUUUAAAGAUUCCAUUAGACUUUUUGCAGCAUACAAUGAGGGGAUUAUUAAUCUUUUAGAAAGAUAUUUUGAUAUGAAGAAGAACCAGUGCAAAGAAGGCUUGGAUAUUUACAAAAAAUUUCUAGCCAGAAUGACCAAAUUGUCAGAAUUCCUCAAAGUAGCAGAGCAAGUUGGAAUUGAUCAGGGUGACAUUCCAGAUCUUACUCAGGCACCCAGCAGCUUGCUUGAGGCACUGGAACAGCAUUUGGCCUCUGUGGAGGGGAAGAAAACAAAAGAAGUCUCUGCUGCCAGCAGAGCUAGUGCCCUAUCCAGUGCUGUUUCCACACUUGCCAACACAGGAAUGUCAUUUAGCAGGAUGGAUGAGAAAGAAAAGCAGCAGGCGUUGGAGGAGGAGCAAGCUAGACUGCAGGCACUUAAGGAGCAGCGAUUAAGGGAGAUUUCUGUAGUAUCAAAUUCCACUUCCACAUCAGCAUCCCCAAGCACCUUAUCAGGAAAAAGUGUGAAUACCACUGUAGCUGUUGACCUCUUUGCAGUACCAGCACCCACAACAAACAGCAUGCCCAACCUUUCUAGUGAUCUUUUUGAUCUUCAGCCUGCAUUUGUUCCAACUGUGCAGAGUACUCCAGCUAUAUCAACAUCAGCAAGCACUGCUUGGGGAGGUCCUUUCUCGUCCUCAAAUGGUUGUGUUGGUUCUCCACCUCAUCUGGACAUCUUUGACAUGAAGCCAGUUGAAGAAGCUGUAAAAUCUACUACCCCUUUCAUCAAUUCUACUUUUUCCUCCAAACAAACGGUGGAACUGUUUAGUGAUGACUUUAGUGGUAAUAAACCUACAUAUGCUUCUGUGUAUCAUCCUCUGACUGUUGAUGGUUUUCCUCUUCAUUCAGCUCCUCCAAGUACCACCUCUUCAACAAUAAAUGUCGACUUUGAUGCUGUUUUUGGAGGAAAAUCUACAGCACCAGAAUACAGGACUACAGGCGAUGAUGUAUUGCAACCCACGGUAGCAUCACAAAGUCAAAGAACCACUUCAGCCAAUCAGCAGAGUGGAAAAAUUUUGGCAAAUGACCUCGAUUCUUCACUUGCUAAUCUAGUGGGAAAUCUCGGCUUUGGAGGAACUCCAUCCAAAAAAUCGGAUAUGCAGUGGACCCAGCCUACAGAGAAAAAACUUACUGGUGGAACAAACUGGCAAGCAAAAACAAGCACAUCGACCACAUGGAACCCUACUCCCUUACCUGCUAUUCCACAUAUGGUACCUGCUCCUAUCGCAUACCCAUUGACCACACCUCAAGUGCCUGUAUAUGGAAUGGUACCUCCUCAGAUUGGAGCUGCUCCCUUGAUGGCACCCCAGUCAAUGAUGUAUACGCAGCCUGGUCUAAGGCCAACAAAUCCUUUUGCACCUGUUUCUGAAACUCAGAUACAGUUUAUGUAGAGCCGCCAAAGCAGCAAGAUGUGACAACAACCAAAUACUGGUAAAAAAGAAAGGACAGAAUUUCAGUCUUUCCAUGAUGUUUUUCUGAACAGGGCAACUGUUUCUUCCCUGUAUAAUACAAUAUUAUUUUGAAUUGCAAUGCUUUAGAGAUUCUUGUUUAUAACAGUCACUGCAGUCAUGUGAAGUCAUGUUUGUUCACCGAUUAUUUUUUUUUUUAACUGCUUAGUGGAAAACUGUUUUACUGAGGUUACCUCGAAAGGUGCAAGCUGGAUUAUCAUCUUGAAAGCUGAGGAGGGGUUACGUGAUUGCUCCACAUCCUUAUUCAUCAGUGGAUUACUAUAGGAAGUUAACAGAGGAUGUUGAAGCUAUUUAUUUUCUCCAUAAAUUCUGUGGCUGUUGUAACCAAGACACAAAACAAAUGAAGUUGAGCAAUAAAAUUUUUAUGUGCUCUAAUAAAUACUCUGAUAGAGCAAUGCUUGCAUUAUCAUAAGGCCAAUUUUGUGUGAAAUCAGACAGCUUUUUUACAUUAGAAUAGCUUAUAGUAAUUUGCAGACUUUAUAAUGUGAGUUCAAAAUGCUGUGAAUCGAUGAGAUACAUACAUAUUACGUAUAUAUAUUAUACUAUAUAUAUAGAAUAAAAAUAAUAAAUUGCUCCAUUGGUAUGUCAGUGUUACGUGGCUAGUUGAAAAAGCCAGGCUCCAAUAUGGGCUGAAAGUCUGUGAUGGAGUAGGGGGAACAAGUGAACACACGGAACAGCAUGUGCAGCCUCCAACAGGUGAAGGCAGCUGUGCUUCUGUCGACUAUCUUCUCUGCAGAUAGCGUCUUUCCUCGCUCGAGGAAGAGUAGCUUUGGGAGCAGCGAAUGUAGGUAUCCCCAGUAGCAGAAAACGGGAGCAAUUUGAAAAUCUUGUUGCUAACUGCAAAAGAGGCAGGAGGUCCAGGUUUUUUUACAAGUCCUUUAGGUCAAAAGAAGCAAACCUUGCAAAAGUGCUGACACUUUUGAACUGGCACCUACACUGAAAUGAUCUGGCUGUCAAGAAUAGCUUGUGCUGCUUUUCAGAAAUAAGAACCUAGUUGUAAACCGUAUAAAAGUAGUUAUUUUUAAAUGUGUAAAUAUGUGCAAACUUCUAGAAAAAUCUUUUCUUUGCUGCAGUAAUUUUCUUCUGUAGUAAUUUCAAAGUAAAAAUGCUAUGUUAAGAAAUCAACUCUUUUUGAGAGGAAAAAAUCUUUUAAAUCAACUGAUUUAUGAAGUAUGCUAUUCAUGAUGGGUCAGAUGUGUACAGACUUCUGGCACGUCUUUUGUAUUUAAGUCUUUCUCCAAAACCGGAAUAGGCAAUGAAAAUGCCUUGUCUUGUAUUUUUAAUGUCCGAUAAAAAGUGAUAGCAUUUAAAAAAAAAAAGAUGGUUAGUAACAAGUAAAUAGAAUUGAGCAACCUUUCUUCCACCAGUUUUGUGGCAGAAUACAAUUUAAAGCUCUCCUGUAAAAUGACUUCUACUAAUCAUUAAGAUAAAAGCUGUUCUUUCAAAAAAUUAUUAGUUUUCUAUCAUUACAAUAAGUAGACCUCCAGAGUAGCAUGUCUUUUGGGGAGUCUAUAAUUGCAGAAAUAUCUCUGACUCUCACUGUAAAUGCAAAUAGGCCGAGAAUCUUGUCAAACUGUCCUGUAGGGAACUUCUGAAAUACAGCCCUUUCCUCAUAGUGGGAACAAGCCUUCUUUUUCUAAAUGCUUAAUUCUGUCCAAAGAGUGUAAAAGCAGUUUUUCUUAACCCUAUGGAAAUACUUUUGCCAAGUGAAACAACUCAAAAGAAGCAAAAUUUAAAAACCACCCCCCCAGCCCUUGGAAUCUGUAACCACUAACAUCUUGGGAAAUGUAACAUUGCAGAAAUUUAAAACUUAAAAGUUUCUGAAUGUGUCUUGAUAUUAAAAGAAUUUGGAUGGGUGUAUAGCAAUUCAGUGUUCUAGUCUGAAUUAAAAAGGGCUUCAAGCUUUAAUCCACCUUCACUGGGUUGAACAAUUGUACAAUUUUAAGCCAAUGAGUUUUUCAGUGCCUAUAGUUGCCCUCCGCAUGAUGAGGGAAUAGAUGCCAUUUAGAAUGGGUCGUUGUGUUGAGGGGACUGUUGGUUUAAGGAAUAGCGAAUUCCAUUGAUCUAUUCAGCAUUGAAGUGUCUUGAGUUCAGAUUAGACCAGUAGGCGUAGUAAUAAAUGUCUGGGCAUUAACGACAGAGCGCUACAGUCAGGCAGUUCCUAGCACUGUAAGCUGUCAGGUCUUUCUUUCAUACUGAGUUGUAUAAGUAAUAAUCCGUUAUUUUAAUAAAAUAUGCAAAUAAAUGCCUGGCAAACAGUAUAUAUUUGUUAUAACUUUAUUGCAGAGCAUUCUGAAUAUCUGGAGUGUAGUUCUCUCAGAAAUGGAUUUAGUACUAGGUAUAGUUUGCACUACAUCUGAUUUGCUCUGGAUUUUUAAUGGUUCUUUGGUACGCUUUCUUGUAGCAAAGCUGUCUGAUACCAAUUCAUUUAGUAUUAAAAAAGGAGAAACAGCCACAAAGUCAAUCCUAAAAACUUUAAAAGCUACUGUCUUUUUAGUCUCGUUCAGAAUGUUUGAUGCAUUAAAGCACGGCAUUCAGAUUUAUCCUUAUGAAUAAAAGAUGGAUUACACACUUCUCUGCACAAAAGUGCACAGGCUAGCUUUUUGCCAACGUCUUCCUUGUGCACGUAUGGGAAUGCAUAAAAUGGCAGAGGACUGUGUUUUAAAUAACAUAGGUCAGACAUUGGAAAUAAUAAACCAAGGGCUUGGUAUGCUGUCAAGGCUUUUAUGGCUCAGAGCUUGUUCUCCCAAAAAAACCACUUUGAAGACAAAGGUUGUUCUUGAGGGUAACUGUAAUAGCCCACAAGAGCUGUUGUGGUGAGAGGCGUAUAUAAAUGUGACUGUCCCUUCUGUUCCCUUCCGACUCAUUGAUCAGAAUCCUGUUCCGAAUACUUCAGAACGCAGAUAAUUAAGAUGUCACUCCGUGUUUGUCGGAACAAGGAGGAAGACUCGAAGUAUGCUGUGUGCUUUGCAUUAAUUGUACUUCAGUGGGUUGUUCAAGCCUGACUGUCGGGACUUCUUGCUGCUACGGGGAGGCUGUCUUUCAUGGGAUAUGCCGUAAGAUAACUUCUGGGGGGAUUUGGGGAGGUUGGUUGCGUUAGGCCUGUUGGACUUGAAAGUGUACCUCUUUUUAAAUAACUGGGGUUUUCUAAUGUUCUCUAGAUAUAGUUUGACUUUGCCUCCGAGAAGUUAUGGAAUUGAUUUUUUUUUUUAUUUUGGACACAUGUACUAGAGAAAUGUGUUCUGUGAGCAUAGUGGUGGAAUACUUGUAGGUAAAAAUAACAAAUGGAGUUUUGUUUAAAAAAAAAAACCACACCCAAAAAAAAACCAACAACAACAAAAAAAAACCUGACAAGAUUGAAUACAGGGUGUACCCCCGUCUGGGUUUUUUGAUGUGUGGCAGGGAGGGUGGGGUUACAAUUAGAAUAGUACGCACUGUGGAUCGGUGCUGAAUUUGUACAUAAAAAGGAAAACUUUGUUUUGGGUAGUUUGUAUUGUAAGGACAACAUCUAAAGGCACUGUGUAUCAGUCAUUUAUUUCCAUUUAAAAGAUUAUAUUUUUAAGCAAUGGAAACUGUACAUGUUAUCAUUUAUAUAUUACUGAUAGCUAGGAAUAUAGAAAACCUGUUGCUAUUACGCCGGAGUUGUAUUUGACUCGUCAUUGAUAUAUACAUCGCUGCAUCACUACUUUACACAGAUUCUCAUGAUCAUUUAUUUAAAGAGAUUGUAGUAACUGGUACAGUUACAACAGGAAUUGUAACAUCAAAUCUUUCAGUAUAUUGCGAACGUGUAUCCUUGUGAUUAAGUUGAAUCCUUUACCAAAUGUUUGGCUGGAAUUUCAUCUUGGAGCAGUGACAAAAUAGGUGCUGGAAGAGAUUUCCCUCACCCCAACCCACCCUUUACGUUAUUUAUUUAAUAGGUCUUGUUUUGUAUGUUAUGUUUUUCCCCAUAACAGGUUUGUGCCUUUUAUUGGAUAUUUAUUUAAAAGGAGCUACUAUAAUUUAGGUUGUUCAGGCUUUUUUUCAGAUGUAUUCUUGUACAGCUGUUCCUUUACAUGAGUUCCUUCAUUUUAUAAGAAUACAGAAUGUGUGGAAAAUACACUAGCCACAAACUGGAAAAAAAUUUUGAGGGUUUAUGUUCUAUGAAUUAAUAAUUUUUUAAAAAGAAGCCUAAGCACAAGACUGCUGUGUUGAUAUUUUAAUUGUGGAACUUCACAAUUUGUUAAUACACAAACUGUUUGUUUUUUAAAAACUGCUCAUAUCCAAUUAUUUGAUGAAACAAGUUUUGGAAAAAAAAUAAACUUUGGCACAUGGAA